AUGACGGAUCCAACUAAUGCCAUGUCCCAACAUUUCGAUGGAGUUCUCGUCGUUGGUGCCGGUCCAUCAGGCCUCAUACUUACCUAUGAACUCCUGCGCCGUCGGGUGCCGGUACGUCUGGUGGAAAAGCGCAAAGGACCUUCUCAUACAGCCCGUGCGAUGACGGUGCACGCCCGUUCGAUGGAGAUGUUCGACCAUAUGAGCAUUGGCCACCGAUUAAAGGAGGUUUGCCUCGAAUGUCCAGGAAACAGAUAUCAUUUCCCGGGCAUGCCUGACGAGCAGUGUCCCAAGACUGACUAUAGAGUUCUGCCGACGAGAUAUCCAUUCUACUACAAGAUCAGCCAAAACGACUUUGAGCAAGUAUUGAGGGAACAUCUGUUUGCGACACAUGGAAUGGCCCCGGAGUACCAGACCGAAGUUGUAGCACUGUCGAGUCCGGCAGACAUCGAGAUGGGUGGGAGGGUUAGGGCUACCAUCAAGUUGCCCAACGGUGAUUUCGAGGACACGACAUAUCCCUGGGUUGUCGGAUGCGACGGCGUCAAGAGCUUCGUGCGUGAUGUUGCCGGUAUUGCAUUCAAGGGAGAUGUCGUCGCCGCCAUGGCCAUGAUGGACGUGCCUCUGACGGGCGUGAACUUUGACGAUCGAUGGAUGAACUACUAUUUCACCAAGGACUUGUUCAUGAACGUGACACGUAUGCCUGGUGGAGUGUGGAGAAUCUACAUGAGCGAGCCCACAGGGGAGUACGUCUACAGGGACGACAAAAAGCAAUCGUUCCAGGAGGUCGCCGAUCAGAUCGGCAUCGGGUUCAAGCUAGGAGAACCGGAAUGGGCGACUUCAUGGGAGAUCAGGAACAACAUUGCCAGUCAUUAUCGCGAGGGCCGCUUGAUCAUCUGUGGAGACGCCAGUCACGUCCAUUCCCCAUCUGGGGGACAAGGGAUGAACGGCUGCAUGCAGGAUGCCUUCAAUCUUGGCUGGAAGCUGGCCGCCGUCUGGAAACGUCAAGCAAAAGCGGAGAUUCUUGAUACUUAUGAAAGAGAAAGAAAGCCCAUCGGGGAGCAGAUCAGUCGUGGUGCAAUGGCAACUCAUCAUAUUGUGAUGGGGUUUGGCGAAGAGCCCGAGAAGCGUUAUCCUUUAACGCAGGGGCCGAACUGGGAAGAGAAUACGAUCAGGCUGGUAUCAGGCCUCUCACACAACUACUGCGAAGUGGUUCGUGUUCCCGUUUUGCUUCGUCCUCCCAAAGGGCCGAGAGCAGGCGAGAGAGCCCCUGAUGCGCUUCUCAUAAAGUCUCCUCAGCGACAUCUCUAUGACAUUUUCCGCAGGCCACAAUUUACCCUCCUCAUUGUUCCCAGCAUGUCACGGAAACAUGAACAGUUGGUACAAGCCGUGGCCAUCCGAGACACGCUCAACGCACGAUUCCCUGGACACGUAUGUGUGCACCUCAUCUCCGACAAACGUGAAGUAGAGUUUGAUUUUGAUCGUCAAUCCAAGGACGAAACAGGCCAGUUUCUGGAUAUGUACGAGAUUGACCGCAAUGAUGAUGAUGGAAGGUUGGUGUUGGUGAGACCAGACCUUUAUGUUGGAAUGUCAUGCUGGAUGACUGAAUGGGAAGCCGUAUCGGACUAUCUCGAGCAGUGGUAUAUACCAGUUGCGGCCAAUGGGUGA
Molecule: messenger RNA, 1662 nt
Organism: Rhinocladiella mackenziei CBS 650.93
Lineage: Eukaryota; Fungi; Ascomycota; Eurotiomycetes; Chaetothyriales; Herpotrichiellaceae
Exons: 1
Coding region: 1-1662 (553 amino acids)
Molecular function (GO): FAD binding
Source: RefSeq, a predicted model, not a curated record